Cimex lectularius (bed bug) is the source of this 6881-nucleotide messenger RNA. RefSeq names its product collagen alpha-2(IV) chain-like. Gene Ontology annotation, cellular component: collagen trimer. The transcript is spliced from 33 exons. Gene Ontology annotation, molecular function: extracellular matrix structural constituent. Lineage: Eukaryota; Metazoa; Arthropoda; Insecta; Hemiptera; Cimicidae. The record is from RefSeq and is a predicted model, not a curated record. The coding region runs from base 48 to 6476 and encodes 2142 amino acids.
AAGGACCCGUAACACGACAGUAACUCCGAGGACUUGAGGUGGUUCACAUGCGGUCGAACAUUCGGCUACGAUCCUUCGUAGCCCUCGCCUGCUUGGCGGUGUCGGUCGCCAAAGCGCAAAAUGAGUAUCUAGAAACACAAGAUCCAGAAUACCAUAAAAAAGAAGAUACUACUUAUUCCGGCAGACAUGAUACCAAUUAUUACAACAGACAAAAUGCAAACCACAAUGAUGAACAAGAUUCUAACUAUUAUAAAAGACAAGGUCAUAACUUCAAUGAAAGAACAAAGUCUUAUUACGGAAGAAAAGACACUUACCAUGGUGGAGAAGAUUCUAGCUACCUAGAAAGAAAAGAUCCAACCUACCGCAAUGGAGAAGGUCGUGUCUAUGAAGGAAGACAGGAUCACAGAUACAAUAGUGGGGAUGAUUAUAAUUAUGAAGGAAAACAAGAUCCCGAAUACAAAAAUGGAGAAGAUCAUAAUUUUGGAGGAAGUCAAGAUCCCUAUUACAAUCGGGGAGAAGAUACAAAUUAUGAAAGAAGACAAGAUCCUAGUUACCAUGGCGGAGAAAAUUAUACAGGAAGCGAUCCUAGUUACCAUGGUGGGGCUGAUUCUAAUCAUGAAGGUAGACAAGAUCCUAAUUACAACGGUGAAGAAGAUUAUAAUUAUGGAGAAAGACAAGAUUCUAGUUAUCACGGUAGAAGCGAUUCAGAUUAUGCAGGAAGACAAGAUCCUAAUUCCCAUGGUAGAGGGGAAUCAGAUUAUGCAGGAAGAAGAGAUCACAAUUUACAUGGUCGAGUAGAUACAGAUUAUGCAGGACGACAAGAUCCUAAUACACAAGGUGGAGGGGAUGCAGACUAUGCAGGAAGAAGAGAUCACAAUUUACAUGGUCGAGUAGAUACAGAUUAUGCAGGAAGACAAGAUCCUAAUACGCAUGGUGGAGGGGAUGCAGACUAUGCAGGAAGAAGGGAUCACAAUUUACAUGGUAGAGUAGAUACAGAUUAUGCAGGAAGACAAGAUCCUAAUACGCAUGGUGGAGGGGAUUCAGACUAUGCAGGAAGAAGAGAUCACAAUUUACAUGGUCGAGUAGAUGCAGAUUAUGCAGGAAGACAAGAUCCCAAUUUGCAUGGUAGAGUUGAUACGGAUUAUGCUGGAAGGCAAGAUGGAGAUGGGCAAGAUCAAGUUUCUCAUGGAAGGCCGGAUUCUAGAUUUGAUUCAAGACAAGAUCCUGCAUACAGCCAAAAUGAAGUACCAGAAGACAAUAGUACCCCAGGGGUUAGUAGCAGAAAAGCAUAUGUACACAAAAAUUUUGCUGUUUAUCAACAUCCUUCAUACCCUGGUGAUGAAACAGGAUGUGCUACAAAAUGUUUUGCAGAAAAAGGCCAACAGGGUCCUCCAGGGUAUCCUGGGCCACCAGGUCCCCCUGGACACAAAGGAUUCCCAGGAGUAGAAGGUGUGCCUGGCUCUGAUGGGGAAAAAGGUGAACCAGGACAAAGAGGGUACAGAGGACAGAAAGGAGAUGAGGGAAAAAUGGGCUCGCCAGGUUUUCCAGGGAAAAAUGGCAUACCUGGGCUACCUGGUGAAGUAGGAGAACCUGGUAUUCCUGGAAAAGACGGAUGCAAUGGGACAGAUGGUGACCGUGGGGACCAUGGACCACAAGGUCCAAUGGGACCAAGAGGAUAUGAAGGGCCAAAAGGAGAAAAGGGUAUUAAAGGAGAGCCUGCUUCUUUAGGAAGAUACCUCAAAGGUGAAAAAGGAGAACCUGGGUAUACAGGAAGUGAUGGCUUGCGAGGUCCUCAUGGAAAUGAUGGUCCAUCAGGUCCAAGGGGUCCAAAAGGAGACCGAGGAGCAUUGGGGGAUAAAGGAAAUCAAGGUCCAAGGGGACACCCAGGUCCAUCAGGCAUUGGGAAAGAAGGAGAUAAAGGUGAGCCAGGGCCGCCAGGGCCAAGAGGCCCUCCGGGUCCUCCAGCCACUUCACCGCAAAUAGGGGGAAAUGUGACAACAGUUGGUCCAAAAGGAGACAGGGGUGAAAAGGGUGAAAGGGGUCGUAAAGGAUUCACUGGUGACCGAGGAGAUCCUGGGCCUGCAGGACAACCAGGUGCACAAGGUCCACCAGGAAUGAAAGGAGAAAAAGGUCUGCCUGGGCCUCAUGGCAUGAGAGGAAGAGAUGGAAGUAUGGGCCCACAAGGUCUUAUGGGCCCGAAGGGAGAUAGGGGUUAUGAUGGUCUGAAAGGAUUACCUGGAAAACCAGGUGACAAAGGAGAGCAAGGACAAGAUGGAAGACCAGGAGAACGGGGUUUGCCUGGCCCAGCAGGUUUACCAGGGGGAGGGAAAGGAACACCAGGGCCUCCAGGGUUGAGAGGUCCAAGAGGAUACACAGGACCAGCGGGACUUCCAGGUGAUAAAGGUUUAGACGGACCACCGGGAGAUAGAGGACCUGAAGGACCAGAAGGUAACAUGGGCAUGCCAGGUAAUCCUGGUGAUAAAGGAGAACCUGGAGAUGUAGGUCAAAAAGGAGAUACGGGUGAACCAGGCCCACCUGGAUAUACUGGUCCAAAAGGUUUUACUGGACCACAAGGAUUGACAGGGCCUCCUGGAAGACCUGGAGAAAAAGGACUUUCACUUGUUGGACCUCCUGGAAAUGAUGGAACUCCUGGAAGACAUGGUGAAAAGGGUUCUAAAGGGGAAAAAGGAUAUCCAGGUCCAAGAGGUGCUCCUGGAGAUUCAGAAAAAGGAAUUCCUGGUCCUCCUGGAGUGAAAGGAGAGGCAGGUUUGAGAGGCCACAAAGGAGAACCAGGAUUGCCUGGUAGACAAGGAUAUCCUGGAGAAAAGGGAGACAAAGGAGGAGAAUGUUCUAGUUGUUUUCCUGGAGCCAGAGGAGACAAAGGAGAACCGGGUAUUCCAGGCACUUCAGGUUUACCAGGGAAAAAAGGAGCUCCAGGUCCACAAGGAGAACAAGGUCAGCAAGGGCCAUUCGGAAAUUAUGGUGAUCCAGGACCACAAGGACCUUCUGGUGAUCCUGGACCAAAAGGAGAGAAAGGUGAACCUGGAUUGAAGGGGGAUUCUUUUGUAAUCGGUGACGAUUGGAAAAUAACAUUAAAGGGCGACAGAGGACCAAGAGGUGUUCCAGGUGAUAAAGGUGAUCAAGGUCCACCGGGUCCUCCUGGACGUCAAGGCUAUCCAGGCAGUAAAGGGUUUACUGGCAUAAAGGGAAACAAGGGAGAACGAGGCUUCAAUGGCCAACCUGGAGAUAGAGGUGAAGAUGGAGCCAAAGGUGAUAAAGGACUACCCGGGUUUAGCAUGAAAGGUGAAAAAGGAUCUUUGGGACUGCCUGGAGAUUUUGGAUCACCUGGAGAUCGAGGGUAUCCUGGACAGAAAGGAGAACCAGGCAAAUGCCCAGUGCCAUCUGAGUUUAUGUUAUCUGGCGAAAAAGGUAAUACAGGUCCGGUUGGUCCCGAUGGCCCAAAAGGUGAUAAAGGAGACAAAGGUGAAGAGGGACUACCUGGAAGACAAGGCAAUCCAGGGCCUAAAGGAGAUCAUGGAUCACCUGGCCCUCAAGGUCCACGAGGUCCAGUAGGGCCAAUAGGGGACAAAGGUGAACCUGGAAAAAUGGGUUUCCCUGGAGAUGUUGGAAGUACAGGACCUCCAGGACUCGAAGGCUCAGUAGGAACAAAAGGAGACAAAGGAGAACCAGGAGUGGCAACUGUAGGGCCACCAGGUCAACAAGGUUUCAGAGGAGAGGCAGGAGAAAAAGGCCUUCCUGGUCCUCCAGGAAAAACUGGUCCUAAAGGAGAAUCAGGAAGACACGGAGUCAAUGGUCAGAAAGGUGAAAUUGGAGUACCAGGGCAACCUGGUUUACAAGGUCUACCAGGUCCAAAAGGAGAUCCUGGUCCACAUGGAUUACCAGGAAUCAAAGGGGAACCUGGACCUCCUGGAUUAAAUGGGGAAAAAGGACAACAAGGGCCUCCAGGCUAUAUGGGCGCCAAAGGUGAUAUAGGUUUACCAGGUCCUAAAGGAUUUAAAGGAUAUCCAGGUCCAAAAGGUGACAAAGGAUUUGUUGGUCAACAAGGCCCAGCAGGCUUGCCGGGAGAAAAUGGGAAAGCUGGGUUCCCUGGGCGCAAGGGAGAAAAGGGAGAAGUAGGUAUGCGAGGCUUCCAAGGUGCACGUGGACCAAAAGGCCUGCCUGGGGAUUUGGGCCCACUUGGUCCUCCAGGACCAAAAGGAGACUUGGGACUCAGAGGUUUUCGAGGAGAACCUGGACCACAAGGUCUUAAAGGAGUACAGGGACCUCCAGGAUUGCCUGGAGAGAAAGGAUCACAAGGACCAGUUUCUGCUAAAGGGGAACGAGGUUUUCCUGGACAGUUAGGUGAAAAAGGAGACAAAGGAGAACCUGGCUUAAAUGGAACACCCGGAGUAAAAGGAGAGCCUGGUCUUCCUGGCAUUGGCAAACUCGGCCCAAUAGGGGCUAAAGGAGAGCCUGGAAGGCACGGUAUACCUGGAGGCCGAGGUGACAAAGGUGACAAAGGAGAGCCUGGCCCUCAUGGAUAUGAUGGAGCACCAGGAUUGAAAGGUGACCGUGGAAUACAAGGACCACCAGGGCCUCCAGGCAUGCCUGGUUUGCCAGGUGAACCAGGAAUGAAGGGUCCAGUUGGACCAGGAGGUUUUAAAGGUGACAAAGGUUUUAUGGGACCUAAAGGACAGAGUGGACACCAUGGAUCCAAAGGAGAAAGAGGGCCUAAAGGAAAUCAGGGUUACCUCGGACCUAAAGGAAGUCCCGGUGAAAAGGGUCUUCCAGGGCCUCCAGGUCCCAUGGUAGAAUUAAAAGGAGAUAAAGGUGAUCCAGGCAGUCCAGGUUUCCCAGGUCCGAAAGGAGAUAAAGGUGACGACGGCCUCCCCGGAAAAGUUGGGCCAAUGGGUCCACAAGGAAGAAUUGGCAACCCGGGAUUACCAGGAGCACAAGGAUUUCCAGGAGAAAGAGGAUUAAAGGGUGAUCGUGGAUUAACCGGACCACCAGGUUUGUCCAACGGUGUGGUAAAGGGUGAGAAAGGUCUUCCAGGUACUCCAGGAAGACCUGGGAGACAAGGUGACCAAGGAUUCCCUGGAGAAAAGGGAGAUAAAGGGUUAAAAGGACUGAGAGGACUUAAAGGUGAACCUGGGCCCAAUGGGUACCCAGGCCCAAAAGGAGAUAAAGGUGAUAAAGGAGACGCUGGAAUGAAAGGCCAUGAAGGACCUCCUGGAAGACCUGGGGCCCAUGGAAGGCCUGGUGAGAAAGGAGAACUGGGAGAAAAAGGAGACAAAGGAAAAGAUGCUAUAUCCUUUGGCCCUGGACCUAAAGGAGAUAAAGGUUUUAAAGGUAACCAAGGACCACCUGGACCAUUUGGAGUUAAGGGAGAUAAAGGUAACGCUGGGUUGAAAGGAGAACGAGGAUUCCCAGGUAGUGCAGGUAUACCAGGAGAUAGGGGCUACCCAGGUAUACCCGGAUUAAAUGGUGAGAAUGGUCCACCUGGACAAAAAGGUGAACCUGGAAUUGUCACUAGUGGUCGACCCGGUGAGAAAGGAGAUAAAGGAGAACCUGGCCUCAAUGGAUUAAAUGGUACCCUGGGUUUUAAGGGAGACCGAGGUGCAAAAGGAGAUAAAGGGUUAAGAGGUGAAAAGGGUGAGAUGGGAUUAACAGGUGACCACGGUUAUGUUGGUCUUAAAGGAGAUAUUGGGCCCACUGGUUUUAAGGGAGAUACAGGACCUAUGGGACCACCUGGACUCCCAGGACCUGCCGGACUUCCUUGUGAACAUGAUGUCGAAUACACCGGACAAGUGUUGGUUAAGCACAGUCAAAGAGAUGAAGUGCCACAAUGUCCUAAAGGCCUUACUGCAAUGUGGGAUGGGUACAGUCUUUUGUACUUAGAUGGAAAUGAAAGAGGACAUUCACAAGAUCUUGGAACUGCUGGAUCUUGCGUAAGAAAAUUCUCAGUAAUGCCGUUCUUGUUCUGUGACACAAAGAAUACUUGCAACUAUGCAAAUAGAAAUGGCAAAUCUUACUGGCUAACUACAAAUGAGCCGUUACCAAUGAUGUCUGUGGAAGAUCGAGCCAUUUCAAAAUACAUAUCACGAUGUGUUGUUUGUGAAACACCAUCAAGUGUUAUGGCAUUCCAUAGCCAGUCAGCCAGUGUGCCACCUUGUCCAUAUGGUUGGAGUUCCCUGUGGAUAGGAUACAGUUUUGCAAUGCAUACUGGAGCCGGAUCAGAAGGAGGUGGACAAGAACUUGCUAGUCCAGGAUCAUGCCUGGAAGAAUUCAGAACCACACCAUUCAUUGAAUGCAAUGGUGGAAAAGGAACAUGUUUCAUAUUCAAUAAUUUGCUCAGUUUCUGGUUAGCAUCAGUACCAGAAAAUGAACAAUUUAAAUCUCCUACCCGAGACACUCUUAAAGCAGGAGACUACAAAGGAAAGAUCAGCAGAUGCCAAGUGUGCAUUAAAAACUACUAGUCUUUAAAAUUGAACUCUGUCAACACAAAGUUAAGAAUUCUUAAGAGUUCCAGUGUCAUAUUAAAUUCUGGGUCCUUUAAAGCCUAAACCGAAACAUCAGAUUUGUUUCGGACUAUCAAUAGCCAUAAUUUUCAAUAUCUAACCUGUACGUGUAAAAAUCACUUAUUUCACUGCCAUUGUACAGUUUAAAUUAGAACAAUUAUAAUGAAUAUGAUGUAUUAAGUUGUGUUCAUGUAAGAAAUAACUUAGUUUAUGUGAUUCGAGUGUAUGUUUUUAAAAGAAAGCUUUAUUUUAUUUUAAUUUUUUCUUUUUUUUCUUUUUUUUUGUUAACGUUUAACGUAAAAAGAUAGUCACUUGUACUUUAUCUAUUGUAAAUAAAUAGAAAAAUAUUUUACAUCGUUAUAA